Messenger RNA from Apus apus (common swift), 6078 nucleotides. RefSeq names its product ankyrin repeat domain 13C (gene ANKRD13C). The record is from RefSeq and is a predicted model, not a curated record. Lineage: Eukaryota; Metazoa; Chordata; Aves; Apodiformes; Apodidae. The coding region runs from base 171 to 1739 and encodes 522 amino acids. The transcript has 13 exons. Gene Ontology annotation, cellular component: cytoplasm. Gene Ontology annotation, molecular function: protein binding.
GGAGCAGGCGGCCAAGAUGGCGGCGGCGCCGGGCUGCUGAGCGGCCCGCGGGCGGGCGGGCGGCUGCGGGCGCUGCGGGCGAUGCCGCCGCGGCUCUGAGCGCACCGACCCCUCCGGCUGCGGACACUCUUCCCGGCGGGGCCCCGCCGCCCGCGGGGCCGCCGCUGGCGAUGACCGGAGAGAAGCUGCGCUCGCUGCGCAGGGACCACAAGCCCAGCAAGGAGGACGGGGACCUGCUGGCGCCCGGCGAGGAGGAAGCGGCCGCCGCUCCCGGAGGCAUCUUCACCGGGGGCCGAGGCAGCAGCGGCAAGGGCGGGCGGGCCGGCGGCCACCGCGUCUUCAGCAACCACCACCGGCUGCCGCUGAAGGGGGGCCCGGCGCCCGGCCCGCCCGACCCCUGCCCCCCGCACUUCCCCGUCCACGAGUGCGUCUUCAGGGGGGACGUGCGGCGGCUCUCGGCGCUCAUCCGCACCCAGGGCAUCGGCCAGAAGGACAGCCACGGAAACACUCCGUUACACCUUGCUGUGAUGUUGGGACAUAAAGAAUGUGCCCACUUGCUUUUAGCCCAUAAUGCUCCCGUAAAGGUGAAAAAUGCUCAGGGAUGGAGCCCUCUUGCAGAAGCCAUCAGCUAUGGAGACAGGCAAAUGAUUACAGCACUCCUAAGGAAGCUUAAACAGCAGUCCAGGGAAAGUGUUGAAGAAAAGCGACCUCGAUUACUAAAAGCCCUGAAAGAGCUAGGUGACUUCUAUCUAGAGCUUCACUGGGAUUUUCAAAGUUGGGUGCCUUUACUCUCCCGAAUUCUGCCUUCUGAUGCAUGUAAAAUACACAAACAAGGUAUCAAUAUCAGGCUGGACACAACUCUCAUAGACUUUACCGACAUGAAGUGCCAACGAGGGGAUUUAAGCUUCAUUUUUAAUGGUGAUGCUGCUCCCUCCGAAUCUUUUGUAGUUUUAGACAAUGAACAAAAAGUUUACCAGCGAAUACAUCACGAGGAAUCUGAGGUGGAAACAGAGGAAGAGGUUGACAUUUUGAUGAGCAGUGAUAUCUACUCAGCAACGUUAUCAACCAAGUCCAUCACCUUCACACGUGCCCAGACGGGAUGGCUCUUCCGAGAAGACAAAACAGAAAGAGUAGGGAACUUUUUGGCAGAUUUCUACUUGGUGAAUGGACUUGUCUUGGAGUCAAGGAAAAGAAGAGAACACCUGAGUGAGGAGGAUAUUCUUCGCAAUAAAGCUAUCAUGGAGAGCCUGAGUAAAGGUGGCAACUUAAUGGAACAGAACUUUGAGAAUCUAAGGCCAACUGACCAGCUCAGGGUGUUUUCUGAACAGCCCGUCCGGCGACAGUCGCUCACCCCGCCCUCGCCCAACACCAUCACCUGGGAGGAGUACAUAUCUGCUGAGAAUGGGAAAGCUCCUCACCUGGGCAGAGAGCUGGUCUGCAAAGAGAGCAAGAAAACCUUCAAAGCCACGAUAGCGAUGAGCCAGGAAUUCCCCCUAGGAAUUGAAUCGUUGUUGAAUGUUUUAGAAGUAAUUGCACCCUUCAAGCACUUUAACAAACUUAGAGAAUUUGUUCAAAUGAAGCUUCCACCAGGCUUUCCUGUGAAAUUAGAUAUUCCUGUGUUUCCCACCAUCACAGCCACUGUGACUUUUCAGGAGUUCCGUUACGAUGAGUUUGAUGACUCCAUCUUCACUAUUCCUGAUGACUACAAGGAGGACCCCAGCCGCUUUCCUGACCUCUAACCCAACUGGAAGGUGCAUGGUGAGCGCCACCACCAGCGUCCCACAGCGAGCCCAUGGAUGCACACAGCCCACAGGUAGAGAGCAGUGGGUCCUAAAGGAAGGGAGAAACUUAAUAAUCCAGAAGAAAAGGGAACAUGCAUCAAAUGACUGAUGUACUGACACUCACUCUAACGGGCAUCUAGUCUAGUCCCUGAUGUACAGCAAGUCUCCUGACGUGUCCUGCACACUUUUAUACAUCCAGUCUUGCAAGCCUGGUAGUCUGACACCUCGAUGACCCUGAGAAUACUUAACAGCUGUGAGGACUAUCAUUUGUUUUUAAAUUUUUUACAUUUCUUGGUGAUACAAAAAGCACUCUUGGACCAUUAGCAUAAAAGUUGAAAUGUCUUAGCUGGGUAUUAGUCCUCUCAAACAUCCCACCAUACUUAAGAUGACCAUGUUACAUUCUUUCAAGCUUUGUUUUCAUGAAUUGUAAACUAUGUAUCAUGAUGUAUAGUUCAGUAAUUUGAAUGUUAGUUGAACGUAUAAUAGCAGGAAUGCCUUUUCUGUAGAUGAAUGAACCAAAUGGUAACCAUUAAACAGUUGCAUUGUCCUACUGCAAUACACUUCAGAAACAGCAUUGGCUCUGCAGGGAAACAGGUACCUCCUCCAGCACCUUAGUGCAGUCCAUGGUGGUGCUAUCCGUGUCUGAACCCUUCCCUUCUUCACCCAGCUCUUUGGGAAUCCUCCUUCCUUGGCUCUGUGCUUAACUCCUCUUUGUUGUCCUGGCUUGGAAGUCCCAGCUAUGUCCAUCACGCUGUGUUGAUGAGCAUGCUCAGAGGUUCACUAGCUAGAAAUGGUCACUUUUUUCUUCUUCUGUUGUCACAUUCACUUAGGACACUUGCUCCAAAAUGGUUGAGCACCCAGUAGGUUCCCUGGUGUUUGUCUGCAGCAGCCCCUCAAACACAGGAUGUGUGUGGAGAGCUCCUAGCACUGUAGGCUCAAGCACUACAUCUUCAUGGAAGAAGGAGCUUCUAUGUUUAACUGUGGUGCACACUGAACAGGGCUCACUUUGCAGGGUCUUAGUUGCAAAUGCUGAGGAUGUCUCCACAAUCACUUCCUUCCUCUUCAUAUUUUGAGCAGGUAGAUGUUUCAGUACUUUGGCUUCUUGAGCUUAUUCUCAUUCCAAGUGGUUCCAGUCUCCUAAUCUGACAAGAAUCCAGCUCUUUGGUUUGUUAGGAAGAAUUUGUGCAUAAGGCUAAUGGUGCUAUUUGUUUGUAUUAAGAAAUUUAGAUUCAAGUGCUGUGGUGUAAUUGUACAAAAAUGUAAAUAUUUUCAAAGUUAUAUUCUUUGUGCACUGUAGGUAAAACCUUUUCUGAAAAUCAAUAGAGUUAAGUAUCAAACUUUCUAAUAGUCCCGGGAGAACCAUCCCUGUGCUUAGUGAAGGUCACCACCCUCACUAACCAUGCAGGUGGGCAGCAGAGGUGGCUUGGCAUAAGGCAGCAACACUGACCUGUCAAGCACAGGACAGGUGGGCAUGAAGGUUGGAAGCAGAUGUUCUUUCACAACAUCUGGAACACCCCUGUGCACACCCUGGUGAGGCAGCUCUAGGGAAGGCCAGUGUCCCCUCUGUGCAGAGUCCCAGUGAGUCACCAUCAGAGGACAGAGGGGCUGAGAGCAGAGGGCUGAGGUUGGUCCUCCCAGCAGCACUGCACAGUUUGUCUGACAAGUGAGUGAGUUGCACCCUGCAGGCUGGGAUCCGUGCACUGCAGUGACCAACUCAAAAUCCCCCUGAAAAUAGGUCUGUGGGGGGGAAGCAAAGGGAAAUGUAGAACUGUAGUUCCUGCUGAAGUGCUGGAUCAGCAGCAGAUGUGGAACAUCCAUCAGGAAUGACAAAACUUGUUCUUCUGAGUAAUCAUGAAGUCCUGAAGUGUUUCACAUCUGAGGUAGCACCCGACACCCGCUUCCUGGGGAGCAGCUGAGCUCCUCAGCACGGGAGGGCAGGUGGAAUAGACACCCAGGCCCCUGCCAGUGCUGGAGGGCAGGCCUGGCUGGCACUGGGGCCACCAGCAGGUCUCUGCUCACCCUCUUCCAGGCGCCCUUGCAGGGUGGGAUGUUGAGUGUGGUACUGCUGAAAGGGGUGCUGUGCUGGGUGAGAAGCUGCAGCCAGGCAGGUGUUGUCAGGAGUUGCUUGGGAACUUCAGCAAAUGCAGAAUGUUUCUCCACAAGGUGAAUGUUAGAAAUCUGGUUUCUGGCUACUAGAGGGAAGAGCCAUGUGUUUCAUUUUACUUUGCAUUUUUGGUUAUUGCAAAUGCCCAUCACAGAGCUUGCUGACACAGGGAGCAUAACGUAGCUGGAGCAGUGUUGUUCAGGCAACAGAGCCCCUGGAUUCUGGGAUUUACAAAAACCAACAAAGCUUAUUGUGUAGCCUCACGUGAGAACAGGGUUUGUCUCCAGCUGCCUGUACAACAGCCCAUGUCAUCUUCUGGUGGCAAAUGAGGUGUCUGACUCAAAGCCCACUGCAGUUUGUGGAAACGUUUCCUGUGGUUUCCACAGGCUCUGGCUGCAGAUUUUACAGGUUUUUUAACCUUCAUGAUUACCCAGCUCCUGACUUUGAUACAUUUUAAGGUUUGCAGAAACUUUUUAUAGUGGUUUGCUGUACUGAGGCUUGCUCUGGUUUGGCAGGUCAACAGAGGAGAGUGGAUACAGAUGUGGUGGGCUGUUGUCUUUUUACAUGAUCAUGGUGAACAUGCCCUGCUGCUGCUCCUCUUCCUGUGGGGCUGAGGGGUCUGAUUCCACCUGGAUUGCUCUUCCCAACUCAGUUUUUCCCUGUUCCUAUCCCAGCCUCGUGGUGUCCGACCCUCUGAGCUGUUUCUCGGUACGUUUCCUUCCCACUGCAGGUGAUGUGUUUUGUCUGAAACAUUCCUAGUGAGGUGGUUUGAAACCUACACCACAGGGAGGCUUGGGGCAGGGUUUCCUGAUGGAUACUGUGCUGGAAUGCUGGUGAGCCCAGGGUCCUUGGGCUGACCCCAUCUUAGGGACUCUUGUCUUGGUGCAGCUGCAGCCACCCAGAGGCUUGAGGUGUGACACCAGCAGGGCUGUCCUGCUGACUGUUCACAUGGAUACCAGUGGUUUAGUCAUUGGUCUCCUUGCCAGGGCCUGGCUGUGCUGGCAGGAGGUGUGUGUGUGUCAGUUGAGGUGUGUCUGCACAGCAGGUGGGUGACAGAUACUGUGUAGAGGCAGCUGCUGUCCCCAGCUGUGCUGAGGGUACCACUGCCCUGUGCCACAUCCCAUCUCCUGCUCACAUGGCUCUUGGAUACCCCUUCUUUUCCAGUCAGGAUUGAUCUAGCAGAUCUUUCCUUUUCCCCCUUAUCUUUUCCUUCAGACCAUGUGAAGGGCAGGGUUGGUCCUUGCAGAGUGAACACCCGCCCACAGCACCUUCCCAGGGGUUGUCCCAUUUGCUGCUGCCCAGCAGGAAGCAGGUCAGCUUGGACUUGUUCAUUUGCCUUGUGCAUGUGUAGGGACAGUGCAGGGAGAGACCCUGGAUUCCAGGAGUACCUGGGAAACUAACCACACCAGCUGAGGUGUUGGGUGACAAAGGGAGCGGGCACAGGCUGGGCAAGAAUCAGUGUAUCAAGAUGCACACUGACACCGGGGAGUCUUUGAGGUGACAACAGGGCACGAGUGACACGUGUGGAGGAGGAAGCCUCAGGCUGUGGGAGACCCCACUGCUCAGAGCCUGGGGCACUGAUCCUUUCUGAUCUCACCACCUGUUUUUUUCUGAUGGCUGCGAGGUUUUUUAUGAAGUAAGUAUUAAAAGGCAGCCAUUCGUUUUGGUAAACUGAAUUAAAAACUUGUUGCAGAAGAAUUCCUAGGGUUGUUUCUUAACCAAACUGUUUUACUGGUCUUCCAAAAUACUGCUUUAGUUUGGGCAAAGGGAAUGUGUUUGCUUUUUCCUUCCAAGGAGCUGCUGUUCCAGUCACUGUACUCACUUUACUGCAAUUCCUGAUUUAUGUAUUGAAGCGAUUUCUUACAGAAGAACCCUCUGGAUAUAUUUGUGCUGGAAACCCACCUCCUUAAGUUGAUCUUCAAGGCGACUUGUCUGUUUUUUAAAUGUAUCUGUUCUUGAUUUGUAACUCAUGCAAGGAGAACUGCAUUAUUUAAUCUGUAUUAACAAAUUUCCUGUAAUGCUGCCGUUUCACAUUUAUUUUCCUUAAGAUUUGUAAUUUUCAUGGAAACAAUGUCACAUUUCUGCAUUUUAGUAGUCGUCCAGUCCAUGUUUUUAAUUUACCUUCACUAAAAGUAAUUUUUGGUUGUAUCAUUUGUUAGAAUAAAGACCAAAAUAUGCUGUUUGAUUCUGAAA